Sturnus vulgaris (Common starling) is the source of this 2961-nucleotide messenger RNA. RefSeq names its product calpain 7 (gene CAPN7). Gene Ontology annotation, molecular function: calcium-dependent cysteine-type endopeptidase activity. Gene Ontology annotation, biological process: proteolysis. The record is from RefSeq and is a predicted model, not a curated record. Lineage: Eukaryota; Metazoa; Chordata; Aves; Passeriformes; Sturnidae.
CGGCCGGGCGGGCGUGGGGACAGGGAUAGAGUGGGCUUCGACAGGAGCUGUCGCUGCUGCUGCCGCCGCCGGCACCCGGAAGGCGUUGGCCAUGGAUGCCACCACGCUGGAGCUGGACGCGGUGAAGUUCGCGCAGCUGGCGGUGCAGCGGGACCAGAGCGGGCGCUACCAGGAAGCGGUCUUCUACUACAAGGAAGCUGCCCAAGCCUUGAUUUAUGCUGGGAUGGCUGGGUCCAACUUGGAAAAUAUUCAAGAAAAAAUAAAUGAGUACUUGGAGAGAGUUCAAGCUCUCCAUUCAGCAGUUCAAUCACAGAAGACAGAUCCUCUGAAGUCAAAGCAACAGUUGGACUUGGAGCGUGCUCACUUCCUGGUUACACAGGCUUUUGAUGAAGAUGAUAAAGGCAACGCAGAAGAAGCUAUAGAGUUGUACACAGAAGCGGUGGAACUCUGUUUGAAAACAGUAUGUUAAGCUACAGGUUAACUUGGUGGAAUUAUGUGAUGGCAACUGAAACCUCAGAAGCAGGCCUCCAGUCCAAACUGAAACAGCUGGCUCGACAAGCACUGGAUAGAGCAGAAGCACUGAAGGAAUCCAUGUCAAAGCCAUCUCAGAAAGAAAAGUCAACUGCAGCCAAACCAAAUCAGCCAGUCAGAACAUUCUUUCCAUUGGGACCUGAUUUUUCUUUAAAUGAUAAACCACAGACAAUAAGAGCAGUACAAGCUAGUGAAUCUCAAGGUCAGAGAUAUACUGCAGAGGAGAUUGAAGUACUCAGGAAGACUUCAAAGAUUAAUGGCAUUGAAUAUGUACCUUUCAUGAGUGUUGAUCUGAGGGAACGUUUUGCCUUCCCUAUGCCUUUUUCUGAUAAGUGUGGGAAGCUACCAUUAUCCCCCAAACAGAAAGCAAUGUUUGCCAAGUGGGUGCGACCAGAUGACAUAACCAAUAACCCUACGAUGAUCUAUACUGUAUCAAGUUUCAGCAUAAAGCAGACAAUAGUGUCAGAUUGUUCUUUCGUGGCAUCACUAGCUAUCAGUGCAGCAUAUGAAAGAAGAUAUAACAAAAAAUUGAUCACAAGUAUCAUUUACCCUCAGAAUAAGAAAGGAGAACCAGAAUAUAAUCCAUGUGGUAAAUACAUGGUGAAGCUUCAUAUCAAUGGUGUUCCUAGGAAGGUAAUCAUAGACGACCAGUUACCUGUUGAUCAUAGUGGGGAACUUCUCUGCUCUUAUUCCAACAAUAAGAAUGAAUUGUGGGUGUCACUAAUAGAAAAGGCUUACAUGAAGGUCAUGGGAGGAUAUGAUUUUCCUGGAUCAAAUUCUAAUAUUGAUCUCCAUGCACUGACAGGUUGGAUACCUGAAAGAAUUGCUAUGCACUCUGACAAUCAAGCCUUCAAUAAAGAUAGCACUUUCAGAAUGCUUUAUCAGAGAUUUCACAAGGGAGAUGUCCUUAUCACAACAGCAACAGGGGUGAUGUCUGAAGAGGAAGGAGAAAAGUGGGGUUUAGUUCCAACCCAUGCAUAUGCAGUCUUGGAUAUAAGAGAAUAUAAGGGACUUCGAUUUCUUCAGCUAAAAAAUCCCUGGAGCCACUUACGUUGGAAGGGACGAUACAGUGAAAAUGACACAAGAAACUGGACCCCAGAUUUACAAAAAUACUUGAACUUUGAUCCCAGAACAGCUCAGAAAAUAGACAAUGGCAUUUUCUGGAUUUCCUGGGAGGACCUGUGCCAGUACUAUGAUGUUAUUUAUUUGAGUUGGAACCCAAGUCUUUUUAAAGAAUCUACAUGUAUUCACAGUACGUGGGAUGCAAAGCAGGGCCCAGUGAAGGAUGCCUACAGCCUGGCCAACAACCCUCAGUACAAGCUGGAGGUGCAGUGUCCACAGGGUGGUGCUGCCGUCUGGGUCCUGCUCAGCAGGCACAUCACUGACAAGGAUGACUUUGCACACAAUCGGGAAUUCAUUACAAUGGUUGUAUACAAGACUGAUGGAAAAAAAGUUUACUAUCCAGCUGAUCCUCCUCCUUAUAUUGAUGGUAUUCGGAUCAACAGUCCUCAUUAUCUGACCAAGAUAAAGCUGACCUCUCCAGGCUCCCAUACAUUCACCUUAGUGGUUUCUCAGUAUGAGAAGCAAAACACCAUCCAUUACACCAUCAGGGUAUAUUCCUUGUGCAAGUUCACCUUUUCCAAGAUUCCUACACCUUACACCAUUUCCAAACGGGUUAAUGGACAAUGGAAAGGUCACAGUGCUGGAGGAUGUGGAAACUUCAGAGACACCUACAAAAAUAAUCCCAUUUAUCAAUUCCAGCUAGACAAGAAUGGACCAUUGCUAAUUGAACUACGGGGGCCGAGGCAAUACAGCGUUGGUUUUGAACUUGUCACUGUCUCAACAGUGGGAGAUCCUGGUUCCUAUGGCUUUCAUAAGAAAAGCAGUGGUGACUACAGGUGUGGAUUUUGCUACUUGGAGGUGGAGAACAUAUUUGCUGGAGUUUACAAUAUUAUCCCCACCACAUUCCUGCCUCAACAAGAGGGCCCUUUUUUCUUAGAUUUUAACAGUACUACUCCUCUUAAGGUGUCACAGCUGCAGUGAGGAGACAGAACUGUGCAGUACUGAGAUGGUUUUGAUCUGUCCAACAAACAGGUGAAGAACCCUUACUACAUAUGCACAAAAGAAAAUUACAUCCUGAGUUAUAGCCAAAAGCAUGGAAUCACAGAUUGCCAGUUAAUUGUGGCAGGCAGUUAGCUGUGGGUUUGCUGCUAUGGUCAAGGAGUGAACACUGUUCAAUAGGCUUGGGAAUAGACUAAAAUGCAUAUAUUCAAAUGAACCAGCAGAACUCAAUUUAUUGCAGUUUUUCCACACUUUGAAUCAAAGUCUAGUGGGUUAUGAGAAAAACUAACCUUGACAUUCCCUCUUCUCAACAUAUAGGGUAUAUGGGCUGAAGAUUCUAUUCUUAAAAGUAAACAUGUAAGAAAAAAA